Messenger RNA from Nerophis lumbriciformis (worm pipefish), 651 nucleotides. Lineage: Eukaryota; Metazoa; Chordata; Actinopteri; Syngnathiformes; Syngnathidae. The record is from RefSeq and is a predicted model, not a curated record.
AUGGUUCUUCUAACCACUAAAACCAUGCAAAUGACGGCUGUUUUUAUAACCUUUGGAGGACUAGUGACUUCCCUAAUCACCACUUUCCUCCCGCUUUGGAAGACCAUGAACUCGGACUUGAACGAAAUGGAAAACUGGUACUCGGGACUGUGGCACAUGUGCCUUUAUACGGAGGAGGUCGGCAUGCAAUGCAAGUCCUAUGACUCUGUGCUGGGACUUCCGUCGGACCUGCAGAUUUCCAGGGUGCUCAUGUUGUUGUCCGUAUUCACCGGUGGUUUAGCUCUGCUGGUCGCCAUACCGGGACUGGACGGGGUGCACGUGUGUUUGGACCGCUUCGGAAAGAGGAGAAAGUUCCUGAUCCUAGCCGGGGUGUUGUCCUGGGUUUCAGGGAUUACAACGCUGGCUCCGGUGUCGGUUGUGGCGUACACCACUGUCGUGGAGUUCUGGGAUAAAGGCUUUCCUGACGUAAUGCCGCGCUGGGAGUACGGAGAGGCCAUGUUUUCCGGAUGGUUUGGAGGUUUGGCUCUGCUCCUUGGGGGGACUCUGUUCUUUAUUGCUGUGUGCAUGGCGGACUAUGACCUGAAGAUGGCGACAAGUGUGACCAACAGCUCACUAAGGACACGGCAGUACCGCAAAACUGAGGUUCUGUAA